UGUGGUCAUUCGUCCUGGCACGUGAGAUGCAGCACGUAUGGCGCCGUUAGUUACAGAAAUCAGUAUCAUAUCUUUCUCUCACUAUAUCUUCUCUCAUCCUCUCCACCGUGCUGCGAGCUACUCUCUGCUGCGGGCAUACUCUUCUCUCUCUUUAAAGCAGCCAUUUUAUCUCGUUCUCUUUCCAAGCUUCUUUUGAUCGGCGGCAUUACCUGAAAAGGACGCAGCGCAGCGACCCGGCCAGUUCAAGCGGAAUCUCAGUAGUCGAUCUGAAGUAGACCAAUACUAUGGAAACUUACUACAGGAAAAGAUCCAGAAUGGCUUCUUCAGCCCUCUCCGUUAUGGAUUAUCAGGACAGCAGCGUGGCUGGGGCACUCGCACCAAUUAUGCCACCUAGACACUCUCCUAUGCCCACUACACCCAACAAGUGUACCGUGCAAUGCAGUAGUGCAGAGCAUGAACAUCUGGAAUGCAAUUUCAAAAUUGAAGUGGGCUCAAUAUACGAGGUUGAUCACAUCUAUCUUCCUCCAAGAACGCCAGUUCAACUCAGGGCCAUGAGAGUUGUUAUGGUGAGUGAGAAGACAGUCUUGAAUGUGGCAGUAAGGUAUCCAAGUUUGGAGUCACUUCAAAUAUAUUUCUCUAAUAGCAUGAGAGAAAUGUAUCCAGCUUUGGAUGAGAAGUUUGUAAUGGGUACCGCUCUGGCUGAUAAAGUGCUUCUCAGGCAAGUUCCAUCUCAAGAGUUUGCAGAAAAGAAGCAUCUUGAAAGCUUCUGGUUGGUGGAUUCUAUUUCUGCUUCAAUAGAUCAGCAUCACCUUUCUCAGGAUGAUGAUUCUACUUCCAGUAAGGGUGUCUGCUUGUCAGAACUCAAAGUUAAUGGGAUGGUUCGUUGGGGAGUGCGUCGCCAAGUCAGGUUUCUAAGGAGGCAUGAAGACAAUAACAUCAACAAUACAAAGUCAUCUACUUCCAGCAUUAUUAAAGAUGAUGGUGAAGAUGAUGAUGAAGUGCCACCUGCAAUAGAUGUUGAAAAGCAAGAGGAAGAUGAUGAUGAAGAAAAUGAGCAAGAAGAAUUCAAAGAGGAGUUUCCUGAGAGUGACAAGGACCUCAAGAGAAAGAGGUAUAGUUUCAGACACACCGCCAUUAGGAAGGCCAAAAAAGUAAAGCGUGAGAAGCAGCAAAAGCUGAGGAACAACAACAUGAAGAAGAGAAACAAAUGCAAGAUGCUAGUACAAUUCAAGAACCCCAAAGAUCGAUGGUCUGAAGAAAGGUAUAAAAUGGCAGAGAAGAACCUUCUGGAGGUGAUGAAGGGGAAAGGAGCAACAGCAACUAACCCAAUCCUUCGGCCAGAACUAAGAACAGAAGCCAGAAAGCGGAUUGGGGAUACCGGAUUGCUAGACCACCUUCUUAAGCACAUGGCAGGUAAGGUUGCACCGGGUGGGACCGAGCGGUUCCGUAGAAGGCACAAUGCAGAUGGAGCCAUGGAGUAUUGGUUGGAGAGUGCUGAUUUGGUCAAUGUGAGGAAGGAAGCUGGCGUGAGUGAUCCUUAUUGGAUCCCACCACCUGGUUGGAAGCCCGGCGAUUGCCUCACACCUGAUCCAAUCUCUGCUCAUGAGUUAAAAUUCUUGAAAAAUGAGAUUAUCACCCUAAGAAGAGACUUGGAUGAGAUGGCACAAUCCAAGAAACACAUGGAAGAAGAUGUUAAGAGGCUGAGAAGGGAGAUUGAGGAUUUGGAUGGGAAGGUAAAGCAACAGGAAACACCAGCUACUGUCGUUUCAAAAGAAAAUGACUCUGAGAUUCCACCAGUUCCAUUGAAUGCGUACAAAGAACAAUUACAGGUCAUCACCUCAGCUUUUUUGGCAAAAAUGGAGGAACAAAUGGAGAACUUCGUCCAUAAAUUGGAAGAAAAAGAAAAGGUUUUCUCCACACUAGCGGAGGCAACAUCAGCUACAUUAACUAGUGAGAAAAGGCAAGCAGAGGAAGGAAGGAAGAAAGAGUUGGAAGGGCGGGCAAGUGUACUAACUGCAGUUGAAGAAAAAGCAGCAAAGAUACAGAGGUUCAAGAGCGGCUUCAGGAUUUGCAAACCACAGGGAACCUUCCUUUGGCCCACCAAUUGCACCACCGAAAACAACAUGUCAUCUCCUAAGGUUGUUGUCCAGGUAGAGGAUCUCUUCAUGGUUCCAACCCCACCCUCUGUCUCUUCCUCUAGUGUCACAUCAGCUCCUCCCCUACAUCUCCGUAACAGUUACUUUCCACCAUCCCCUGUUUCCCCUGUUAAGCCUGUGCCAGAAAGACCCCCUGCCGUUAAGGUCACAGUCUCCUCUGUCUCAAAUGCCUGCAGCAGCUACACUCCUAUCAACAACAACGCUAAUCUGAUAUACCUUAAUGACGACCCCUUCAAUGGAGACAGAAUCUGUGGGGCCCUGUCUUCAAGACAAACUGUCCUCUCCUCCACUGAUAUGAUGCCAAGUAUAUUUCCAUCUUCAAAGCAUUUGGUGAUGAGUGACAGCGCAAGUAAAAGCAAUAUUGGCAACAGCUGCGCAAAUGAACCAAUCAAAUCCGCAUCCACAUCGCCCAUGCCAAAAGAAGAAGGAACCUGGCUGGCUUUGGCUACUCCAAACACUAUUGCCUCGGGCGAGUCUUGCCAGUUGGCCGGAUGAAGUCUAGAAGUUAUCCAUAUAUAUAGAGAGAGUCCUACACAUAAGCACAGAAUGGCAGUGCUGGCUUAAAGAAAUCUUGGUUCCUUUUGUUAUAUAACACAUGCAAGCAAAGCUUCAUCCUAGACCUAGAGUAAUAUUGGGAUGAAGCUUCAUCCUAGACCUAUAGUAAUAUUGGGGCAGAGGAUUAAAACCAUAAGAUUCUGGAUUUGACAUUUUGUCUGCUUUGAUUCUAAAAAGAGAGUAUGACUUUGCCUAAGCGUUCU
Messenger RNA from Cuscuta epithymum, 2914 nucleotides. The record is from the annotation of a GenBank genome assembly. NCBI's taxonomy places the organism in Eukaryota, Viridiplantae, Streptophyta, Magnoliopsida, Solanales, Convolvulaceae.